This is a messenger RNA of Cyprinus carpio (common carp), 1206 nucleotides long. RefSeq names its product S-antigen protein-like. The transcript has a single exon. NCBI's taxonomy places the organism in Eukaryota, Metazoa, Chordata, Actinopteri, Cypriniformes, Cyprinidae. The record is from RefSeq and is a predicted model, not a curated record. Bases 1 to 1206 code for a protein of 401 amino acids.
AUGACCACUGAGACCCCAACUACAGUUGUUGCUAAAGGGGCAAGCGGUAAUCAGCCUGAGACCCCUCAGAUGGGUGUUUCUAAAUGGCCACACAGUAAUCAGGCUGAGACCCCACAGACAGGUGUUGCUAAAGGGGCAAGCAGUAAUCAGGCUGAGACCCCAAAGACAGGUGCUGCUAAAGGGGCAAGCGGUAAUCAGGCUGAGACCCCACAGACGGGUGUUUCUAAAGGGCCCCGCAGUAAUCAGGCUGAGACCCCUCAAACAGGUGUUGCUAAAGGGCCAAGCAGUAAUCAGGCUGAGACCCCAACUACAGUUGUUGCUAAAGGGGCAAGCGGUAAUCAGCCUGAGACCCCUCAGAUGGGUGUUUCUAAAUGGCCACACAGUAAUCAGGCUGAGACCCCACAGACGGGUGUUGCUAAAGGGACAAGCAGUAAUCAGGCUGAGACCCCAAAGACAGGUGCUGCUAAAGGGGCAAGCAGUAAUCAGGCUGAGACCCUGCAGACGGGUGUUGCUAAAGGGGCAUGCAGUAAUCAGGCUGAGACCCCAAAGACAGGUGCUGCUAAAGGGGCAAGCAGUAAUCAGGCUAAGACCCCGCAGACGGGUGUUUCUAAAGGGCCCCGCAGUAAUCAGGCUGAGACCCCACAGACGGGUGUUUCUAAAGGGCCCCGCAGUAAUCAGGCUGAGACCCCGCAGACAGGUGUUGCUAAAGGGGCAUGCAGUAAUCAGGCUGAGACCCCAAAGACAGGUGCUGCUAAAGGGGAAAGCGGUAAUCAGGCUAAGACCCCGCAGAUGGGUGUUUCUAUAGGGCCACGCAGUAAUCAGGUUGAGACCCCACAGACGGGUGUUUCUAAAGGGCCCCGCAGUAAUCAGGCUGAGACCCCAAAGACAGGUGCUGCUAAAGGGGCAAGCGGUAAUCAGGCUAAGACCCCGCAGACAGGUGUUUCUAAAGGGCCCCGCAGUAAUCAGGCUGAGACCCCACAGAGGGGUCUUUCUAAAGGGCCACACAGUAAUCAGGCUGAGACCCCAAAGACAGGUGCUGCUAAAGGGGCAAGCGGUAAUCAGGCUAAGACCCUGCAGACCGGUGUUUCUAAAGGGCCAUGCGGUAAUCAGACUGAGACCUCACAGACGGGUGUUUCUAAAGGGCCCCGCAGUAAUCAGGCUGAGACCCCUCAGACGGCUGUUGCUAAAGGGGCAAGCAGUAAUUAG